Danio rerio (zebrafish) is the source of this 1900-nucleotide messenger RNA. NCBI's taxonomy places the organism in Eukaryota, Metazoa, Chordata, Actinopteri, Cypriniformes, Danionidae. The record is from RefSeq and is a predicted model, not a curated record.
UCUAAUAGUGUUUUUGUGCACCCUUUGUUGUCUUGCAGCACAGCAAAGGGAAAUUUGCAUCAUUAAAGAAGCGCAGGUGAUGGAGCAGCAUUUGAAAACACCUGGAGCAUAUGAGCAGAAAAGAGCUGAGAGUGCUCAGAUGAAUUCAUGGAGGGAUCGGGGCACACAGCUUGCGGUCUGGAGUGCUGAAAGGACAUGUUUAUUUAGCUGGCUGUGUGUCGGUCUUGGUGUGAAGAUGAGCAAAUGUACUCCAGCAGUCCUGCUGGUGUUUUUAAACCAAGCUGCCCGUUUUCACUACUCCUCCUCCAUAUUUCCCUUUGCAAACAACUCACCGUGUAGGUCGAGUCAGCAUGUGACAUGCAUGACCAGUCAGUGUGAAAUGUUUUUAUCGAGAAAAAUUUGCGAAUUCUGUUUUACGUCCAUCUUUGUGUCGCAUUUCCAGGCAUAUGAUUACAGGAGCUGCCAGUCAUUCUCCGAGCUACAUAAUGCAACAUUAUUCAUCUGGAACGCCUCAACACAAUAUGUCAGUCAAUGGGCAGGGAGAAGCUUCAGCAAGAGGCACAAGCAUGGAGGGGGACUGUCUGAGCUGUAUCAAGUACCUCAUGUUCAUCUUCAACUUCUUCAUAUUUCUUGGAGGUUCUUUCCUUCUAGGGGUGGGAAUCUGGGUGCUGGUGGAUCCAACUGGUUUUCGGGAGAUUGUGGCCGCCAACUCUCUGCUGUUCACUGGAGUCUAUGCAAUUCUGAUCAUGGGCGGGAUGCUGUUCCUACUGGGAUUUCUGGGCUGCUGUGGAGCCAUUCGUGAAAAUAAAUGCCUUCUAUUGUUUUUCUUCAUGCUCAUUCUGGUCAUAUUCCUGGCAGAGCUGGCGGUGGCCAUUCUGGCAUUUAUUUUCCGGGAGCAUCUCACCAGAGAUUACUUCACCAAGGAGCUGAAAACACACUAUCAAGGCACCAACAGCACCGAUGUCUUCACUUCCACAUGGAACGCCAUUAUGACCACGUUCAAUUGCUGUGGGGUGAACAGCGCUGAAGACUUUGAUGAUCAGAGUCUGUUCAGACGGCUCAACCCUAGCAGAAUAGUGCCGGAGGUCUGUUGCCAGAGAACCGAUCUGAUGAUGAGCAAGGAGGAGUGUCUGAGGGGAAUUAUGCCAAUCCGGAACAAGGGCUGUUACUCGGCAGUGGUGGACUAUUUUGAGACGUACAUCUAUAUGGCUGGAGCACUUGCAAUCGUGGUCCUGACAAUUGAACUGUUUGCCAUGGUGUUUGCUAUGUGUUUGUUUCGGGGAAUCCAGUAAUCUUUACAUGCUGUAUAUAAAGAUAUUCUGAGGAGGAAGAACAUGGUAUGGCACGGAAGACGGUUUUUAAACAAGAAAACACUUAUAUAUUUGCCAUCUCUAUGUAUAUUGUUGUGUUGGAAUAUCUGAGAAUUGCCAAAAAUUUGUCAAUUGUACUUCACAGCUGGGACUCUGAGGUACUCAUUUGUGAAAAACAAAAGCAAAACUCAUUAGUUAAUUAAGAGUUGUAUCUAUGGCAGUCAUUUACGCUCAACAGAGGGACACCUUGCACUGAUAUUUGGUUGAAUAUUUAUAGAUGAGAAAAGACUGAUUUGUACCUCUUAUCUACAGUAGAUUAUUCACCACUGCUCCGGAGCCAUGCUUACGAAAUACACUGUGCAAAUGGAAGAGUGUCUGUGAAACAGAGACGUUUGAUUUAUGUGUGUGUGUUUGUGUUUCUGUAAAAAAAUCUGAGAGGCCAGCAGCUUCUAUAAAGUAAUGUUUUUUUGUGAGUUGCAACCUUGAAUAUUUUGUGAUUUUACCAAAACUGUGCUGUAAUUGUGUUGUAUAUUGUACAUGACAUUGAAUGAUAUUAAAAUAAAAAAGAAAAUCCUGAUUGUGUAUUCAAA